Messenger RNA from Mangifera indica (mango), 2999 nucleotides. Its product is annotated as probable glucan 1,3-alpha-glucosidase. Lineage: Eukaryota; Viridiplantae; Streptophyta; Magnoliopsida; Sapindales; Anacardiaceae. The transcript has 6 exons. Bases 79 to 2841 code for a protein of 920 amino acids. The record is from RefSeq and is a predicted model, not a curated record. Gene Ontology annotation, molecular function: alpha-glucosidase activity; carbohydrate binding. Gene Ontology annotation, biological process: carbohydrate metabolic process; N-glycan processing.
CGCACUUGGCACCCAUUGAUCUCCAUUUCUAGGGCUUUUUCUGUUCUUCUUUGUUGCACCAUUGUAUCUCCAUGAAAAAUGACAACUCUUAAUUUCGUUUCUCUUGUUCUACUUCUUUUUAUCACUUACCAAACUCCACUCGUCCUCUCCUGGAAAAAAGAAGAGUUCCGAAACUGCAACCAGACCCCUUUCUGCAAACGCGCCAGAUCCCGUCAGCCUGGUUUCUCUUCGCUUGUCGCCUAUCAAGUGGCCAUCUCUAACGGUGAUUUGACUGCCAAGCUUCUCCCCAAGAAUGCAACUGAUGGCCAAAUAAAGCCGUUGAUUCUCUCUCUGUCUGUCUACCAAGACGGCGUCGCGCGUCUCAAGAUCGACGAGGACCCUACUUUAAACCCGCCCAAGAAACGUUUCGAAGUCACUGAUGUUGUUCUCCCUGAGUUUGAGUCCAAGAAACUCUAUCUUCAGAGGCUUUCGACGGAAUCGACUGACGGUGAUGGGGGGCCGUCAUCGGUGGUGUACUUAUCUGAUGGCUAUGAGGCUGUCGUUCGCCACGAUCCGUUCGAGGUUUAUGUGAGGCGUAAAGGAGAUAAUUCGCGUGUACUCUCGUUGAAUUCUCAUGGUUUGUUUGAUUUUGAGCAAUUGAGAGUGAAAGAUGAGGGUGAGGAAUGGGAAGAGAGGUUUAGAGGACACACUGAUACGAGACCGUACGGUCCGCAAUCUAUUAGUUUCGAUGUGUCUUUUUAUGAUUCUGAUUUUGUUUAUGGUAUUUCUGAACAUGCUACUAGCUUUGUUUUGAGACCGACUAGAGGGCCUAAUGUGGAAGAAUCUGAGCCUUAUAGGUUGUUUAAUUUGGAUGUGUUUGAGUUUGUUCAUGAUUCACCGUUCGGGCUUUAUGGGUCAAUUCCCUUUAUGUUGUCGCAUGGAAAAUCCGGUCAAACUUCAGGGUUUUUUUGGUUGAAUGCUGCUGAAAUGCAGAUUGAUGUCCUGGGGGAGGGUUGGAACGCGGAGAGUGGUAUUUUGCUACCUUCGAAGCAAAAGACAAUUGACACAUUUUGGAUGAGUGAGGCUGGGAUUGUAGACGCUUUCUUUUUUGUAGGUCCCGGUCCCAAAGAUGUUGUGAGGCAAUAUGUAAGUGUAACGGGCAAGCCAGCAAUGCCACAGUUGUUUGCUAUUGCAUAUCAUCAAUGUAGAUGGAAUUAUAGGGAUGAAGAGGAUGUGGCACAAGUGGAUUCAAAGUUUGAUGAACAUGAUAUCCCAUAUGAUGUUUUGUGGCUUGAUAUUGAACACACAGAUGGGAAAAGGUACUUUACCUGGGAUAGGGUGUUGUUCCCUAAUCCAGAAGAGAUGCAGAGGAAGUUGGCGGCCAAGGGUCGACAUAUGGUAACAAUUGUAGAUCCACAUAUCAAGCGGGAUGAUUCAUAUUGGUUGCACAAGGAGGCAACCCAGAAAGGGUAUUAUGUUAAGGAUGCUACAGAGAAGGAUUAUGAUGGAUGGUGCUGGCCUGGCUCAUCUUCAUAUUUGGAUAUGCUGAAUCCAGUGAUUCGGUGGUGGUGGAGUGAUAAAUUCUCGUAUGAGAAUUAUGUUGGUUCGACAGCUUCACUGUACAUUUGGAAUGACAUGAAUGAGCCUUCUGUCUUUAAUGGCCCUGAGUUAACAAUGCCAAGAGAUGCUUUACAUCUUGGGAGUGUGGAACAUCGAGAAUUACAUAAUGCUUAUGGGUAUUACUUCCAUAUGGCUACAUCUGAUGGGCUUGUCAAGCGUGAACAUGGAAAGGACAGACCUUUUGUUUUGUCCAGAGCAUUCUUUGCUGGAAGUCAAAAGUAUGGAGCUGUUUGGACGGGAGAUAAUACAGCAAACUGGGAUCAGCUCAGGGUUUCUGUUCCAAUGAUUCUAACUCUUGGUCUAACCGGAAUUACAUUCUCUGGUGCUGAUGUUGGAGGGUUUUUUGGCAACCCUGAUACUGAGUUAUUAGUUCGUUGGUAUCAACUUGGUGCUUACUACCCUUUCUUCAGGGGGCAUGCCCAUCAUGAUACCAAAAGACGAGAGCCUUGGCUAUUUGGAGAGCGGAAUACAGAACUUAUCAGAGAAGCCAUACAUAUCCGUUACACGUUGCUCCCAUAUUUCUACACCUUAUUCAGAGAGGCAAACGCUACUGGUAUUCCUGUUGUGCGUCCAUUGUGGAUGGAAUUCCCAUCUGAUGAAAUGACUUUUAAAAAUGAUGAGGCUUUCAUGGUUGGAAAUGCACUUUUGGUGCAAGGAAUCUACACUGAGCGAGCUAAGCAUACAUCGGUAUAUUUGCCGGGGAAAGAAUCUUGGUAUUCUAUGAGAACUGGAACUGCAGUUAAAGGAGGAAUAACCCAUAAAUUGGGGGUUUCAGAAGAGUAUAUUCCUGCUUUCCAACGGGCUGGAACUAUUAUACCGAGGAGAGACCGGUUUCGUCGAAGUUCCACUCAGAUGGUUAAUGAUCCUUUCACCUUGGUGGUGGCUUUAAACAGUUCUCAAGCUGCUGAAGGUGAACUGUAUGUUGAUGAUGGAAAGAGUUUUGAAUUUCUGCAAGGUGCCUUUAUCCAUCGUCGUUUUAUAUUCUCAGAGGGCCAACUUACGUCUGUAAACAUAGCUCCAACUGCUGUGAAAUCCCAGUUUAACUCGAAUUGCAUCAUUGAGAGGAUUAUUCUACUUGGAUAUCGUGGGGCAUCCAAGGGUGUUAUGAUUGAACCAGCAAACCAGAAGACUGAAAUUGAGCGUGCACCACUUCGACUUGAAGGGGGACCGAGUCCUGCAGUCGUAACCAUCCGAAAACCUGGUGUACGGAUUGCAGAUGAUUGGACAAUAAAAAUAUUGUAAAAACCAUUCAGUUAUGGGUGGUAGAAUGUUUGGUGAAAUGGAAGAUAGAGGAGUUUAAAUAUCUAAAUUGAGUUGUGGUGUUGAGAAAUUUAAGUUGAUAAAUUUACACUCUCAACUUGAGUUUUGCUAAUUGAAGACCAUAAAUGUUCUUUGUUUAA